Papaver somniferum (opium poppy) is the source of this 609-nucleotide messenger RNA. RefSeq names its product transcription factor bHLH162-like. Gene Ontology annotation, biological process: regulation of transcription by RNA polymerase II. The transcript is spliced from 3 exons. The record is from RefSeq and is a predicted model, not a curated record. Gene Ontology annotation, cellular component: RNA polymerase II transcription regulator complex. Gene Ontology annotation, molecular function: protein dimerization activity; DNA-binding transcription factor activity, RNA polymerase II-specific; RNA polymerase II transcription regulatory region sequence-specific DNA binding. Bases 1 to 609 code for a protein of 202 amino acids. NCBI's taxonomy places the organism in Eukaryota, Viridiplantae, Streptophyta, Magnoliopsida, Ranunculales, Papaveraceae.
AUGAAAACUUGCAAGAAAAGUGGUACGAUUGAUAGGAAAACUAUCGAAAAGAAUAGAAGAAUCCAGAUGAAAGCUCUUUGCUUCAAACUUGUCUCUCUUGUCACUCCUAAUAGUAGUACUGUUGUUCCCCAAAAACAUUCUUCUAAUAAGGAUGUAUGUAAGACGCAGAUAGAUCAAUUUGACAAUGCAGCUGCUUAUAUACAAGAAUUGAGAAAGAGAAUAAAUGAACUGAAGACAAAGAAACAGGGUAUGAUUCACGGUGGUGAACAAGAAAUUAUCAGCAACAACAGUAGUACUAGUAGUUCAUCAUCCUCAAGUACUUCUACCAUGACUGCUACAAAUUUAUCAGGAGCGAAUUUGCCUAUACUUGAAGUUAAAGACUUCGAAGAUGCUAUGGUAGUGGUAGUUGUAACUGGUUUGAACAAAGACUUCAUGCUUUAUGAACUAAUUACCAUCCUUGAAGAACAUGGAGCUGAAGUUGUCAGUGCUAGUUUCGCUACUGUUAAUGAUAAGAUUUACCACACAAUUCACUCUCAGGUAAGAUGUUCUAGACUUGGGGUUGAGACUACAAAGAUACGUGAUAGAUUGAAGGAAUUAGUUUAUGCUUAA